Molecule: messenger RNA, 3424 nt
Organism: Monodelphis domestica (gray short-tailed opossum)
Lineage: Eukaryota; Metazoa; Chordata; Mammalia; Didelphimorphia; Didelphidae
Product: tetraspanin-15-like
Cellular component (GO): plasma membrane
Source: RefSeq, a predicted model, not a curated record
CUGGGUGACCCUGGACCAGUCACUGCCCAGCCCCCACCCCUCCUCUGCCUUAAGGCCAGUGCCCAGGGUAGAUUCUGAGGCGGAAGUGAAGGGAGCCUUUCCUGACCGGAUCCUGGAUCCUCCUUCCCACAACCCUCAGGGUUUCCUGUGUGUCACGUGCUUCCUCACUGCCUCCCCGUCCUGCUCCCAGGGUGAAAUGACUUGUCCAGCUUCCACCGCUGGGAAGACUUUGAGGCCCGAUUUGAACCCUGGUCCAUGCAAUUUUGUGGCUUCUCGAGGGUGGUGACUGUUGCCUUUUAGACCAGUUCGCAGGGGGCCGGGCCUCAUUGAUUGCCCCUCCCACUCCCUCCGGAAGGUUCUGGCCAGUUUCCGCUGCCAGAUGCGUACCCAGCAUGUGACCUUGGGCCAGUCUCUUCACCCUGUUGGCCUCGGUUUCCCCAUCUGUCAAAUGAGCCGGAGAAGGAAAUGGUGAACCUCUCUGGUAUCUGCCAAGAAAGCCCUGACAGGGAUCCGUAGUCUGACCCAGAAGCCCCGCGGGCAGGCCUGACAAACUGCCCUUUGCCUGUCGGGCUGUAAAAUGGGGCUGGUCGGGGCUCUGAUCCUGGCGGUGGGGAUCUACGCCGAGGUGGAGCGGCAGAAGUACAAGACCCUGGAGAGCGCCUUCCUGGCCCCAGCCAUCAUCCUCAUCCUCCUCGGAGUCAUCAUGUUCGUGGUCUCCUUCGUGGGGGUCCUGGCGUCCCUCCGGGACAACCUGUGUCUCCUCCAAGCGUUCAUGUACAUCCUGGGGAUCUGCCUCAUCAUCGAGCUCAUCGGGGGCGUCGUGGCCCUGACCUUCAGGAAUCAGACCAUCAAGUUCCUGAACGACAACAUCCGCAGAGGGAUCGAGAACUACUACGACGACCUGGACUUCAAGAACAUCAUGGACUUUGUCCAGGAGCAGUUUAAGUGCUGCGGCGGCGAAGACUACACCGACUGGGCCCAGAACCAGUACCACAACUGCAGCGCGCCCGGGCCCCUGGCCUGCGGGGUCCCCUACAGCUGCUGCGUCCGGAACAAGGUAGGGUCGGGGCCGCGGCUCGGCGCACGCUGCUGUUUGUCGGUGCCAUUUGGAUGGGUUUGGAGGGAGGGAAGAAAGCAGAUGUGCCCAGUGGCUCUAGGACGGGCCUGGCGCGGGGCCGUCUUUGGUCCGGGCUCUCGUUCCCCUCGUGCCAAUGGCCACGCCCGAGGCAGGACUCUAACCCGGGGCUUCCGCCCUCUCUCGGCUCAGGUUCUCGCUUCCAGCCUCGGACAGGCUACCGGCGGACAUCCAGCCGCCAAGAAUCCUGUGUGGAAGCCAAGGCCGGGAGGGCGACACUCGAGACGAGCCGCCUUCCCGGCUCCGGCUCCUGCUCGCCGCCAGGCUUUGGCCCACACCGAUGGGGCAUAAAGAAAGGCGGGCCGCCCCCUGGGCCGCCGAAUGGGUACCGAUCACCUGCCUGCGUGGCCACGGCAGGCUCCCCGGCGCGCCCAGGAAGGCCCAGGCUCUCCGGAAGGGUCCCUGCUGUGUGGACGCCCCCGAGCUAACCUUCUCCAGAGGUUUGGAGCCGCAGGAGGCGUGCUGCGUCGGCCGCUCCUGUGCAAGAAAUCCCAGCAUUCCCAGGCAGACGGCGAGCUCUGCGGGGGGGCCGGCAGGGGGCCAGCGUCCCGCCCAUCCAGAGCCCAAACGACUAUGGAGGAUCCUCCCCGAUGUUAAAAUCAGGCUGGGAAGACGACGAGGAAGUGUCGCGUCACGGACAAUCCUAGUAAAUUCAUGUUAGAUCAGCGCCAUUAAUCAUCAGAGGACACUCGGGAGACAGGACACGACUCGGCUGGCCGCGUGGUUUGGGUCAGAACAGGGUCGCGGCUCUGAGCUUUUACUGGGCGUGGGCACUCGGAAAGUUAGCGCAAGCACACGCUUUGUCGGUCAGUCAGUGAGCGCGUAUCAAGUGCCUCCACGCGCCAGGCACUGGGCGCCGAAUGAAAACGACACGCGCUUCGGCAGCACAGAUCUGAUUGUGCAGCCACUCGUGUCAGGGAGGCGUCUCCACUGCCAAGAUCUUGGGUGGGAGUGAGUCUGAGCAGGCCUUGGUGAAAGGCAGGGAAUGAUUCGCACUCAGGUCCAGAGGGGGUGGCCCAAUUCCCUGGGCCUCCCCCUUCAAUACCAGCCUCGGGGGCAAGAGAGGCGAUCCCGAACGUGCCCUGGCCGAGAGGUCUAGCCUGUCCUCGUCUUCCCCUCCCCCUCUCUCGACGCCCAGCGCCGCUUCCAGAAGUCACCACCACAACCGAGAGGGAACGUCCCGUUCGUCGGGGAUCGGGGAGCCCCUGCCGGCUUCGGGGGACGAGAGCCCUUCUGUGCGCUCCUGAGAGCCGGCCCGGCAUCAGCAGACGCCCGUCACCGCGACGGAGAGCAUCUCCAGCGGCAGGGCGCGAACUCGGAGCCCUCCUCUUGGGGCACCUUCCCCUUCGGGCGCGAUGACGCCUCCCCUGGCCAGCAGCGAAUGAGGCCCCUCUUGGCUGGGGCGCGCGAGACUGCCGAGCUUGGAGGACCUUCCUGGAAGGUCGCGUUCUGGCUUCUGGCCGGUCCCUGUCAUUGAAAAGGGAAGCCAGAAGAUCUCCCGAGAAGGUCCACAGGAGCCACGGGGCCAGACGGAGCGGAAGGAGCCCAAGGGAGGAGGGGGGCGUCCGCUCUCCGGCUCUCUCUGGAAGGGGUGGAGGGCCUUGUUCAUCCUGAGCCUGGAAGAGUGAGGUAAAGGGCUCGGGGAAGAAAGGCAGGCGGAGGUUCUAGAGAAGGCCGUGGCACGAAUACCAGCCUUGGGCUCCGAAGCUCCGGGUUCGAGUCCUGGCUCCUGGGCAAGUCACUCGAGCCUCAGUGGGGCUGACCGGGGCAGUGCGUGAGCUGCUUCUGCAUUUUCCCAUUAGGGGUCCAGGGACUUGUCCGGAGCUUCUUUGUUUUUAGAAAUCCUGGCCCUGGGUCUUACAAUUGAAACUAAGUAUUGGUUCCAAGGCAGACGAGGGCUAAGGGCUGGGCGGUCGGGGUUAGGAGACUUGCCCAGGGUCACGCUGCUGGGAAAUAGGUGAACUUACUUUAAAAUAGUAUUUUGAGAGCAUAAAUUCACGGUGGGUUCCCUUCGCCAUCCUUUUUUCCAUCUGAAAACAUGAUUCCUUUGCCAGACAUUGCUAGAGGGGUCCAACCCCGUGCGCCCCCCCCAUGAGUGCGUGACUUAGGGGAAGGCGGGAGUAAAGCAGGGGCCCAGCCCAGUGGAGCGCCUCCUGCGCACGAGGCUGCCCCUCGGGUCCCAGGUCCGCGCCUCAUGUUGGGAGGGGAGGGAUCUGGGCUCGGAGGAAGGGUCCCAGGUAAGUGAGCAGGAAUCUGUUCGUUGCAGAAGUCGCCGCUUCUCCAGGGGCU